Caenorhabditis auriculariae is the source of this 4807-nucleotide messenger RNA. The record is from the annotation of a GenBank genome assembly. Lineage: Eukaryota; Metazoa; Nematoda; Chromadorea; Rhabditida; Rhabditidae.
AUGCAAUUUGGACGUUUGUCCGCAUUUUUCGUCUUUUUCGCCAUUUCGACGUCGUGUGUGGCUCAGAAUGGACCAGGUUAGGCUUAUUAGGAUAGUUUUUUAUUUAUUUGAGCUGUUUUUUUAAUUUUUUUGAAAGUCGGUUUUAUUUAAGAUGAUGAUUUAAUUUUUCUAUGUCAGUUCCAGAAGCUUGCGUAUAAUUUCCUCGAUUUUGUACAUAAAAAAAUUGAGAGUUCAAAAAAACUUGAGGUCAUAUUUUUGUCACGUUAUCAUUCUGAAGUUCUGGUCCGCUAGACUACAAUUUUUUUUGACUUUUUGUUUUUUUAUUUUAAUUUCUUCUUCCUUUGUAACAAACUUCAAAAAAAUAAGAUUUCAAUCGAUAAAAAUCCAGUAAAAACAGGAUUUUUGAAAAAUUCUUUGUGCCAAGAUUCCAGAAAUUCAUAGCUUUCGCCAACCAAUUCUAACGGUCGUAAAAAAAUGUAUCGAUUGAUAUUUUCAAAGGCCAUUUUUGAACAAAAAAAUUUGAACCUUAUGGCUAUCUAUUUGCCUAUCGAAUCAGAGCCAAUACUUUUUAAAAAAAUUUUUUUCUUUAAUGAACUUUUUAGCCCUUUUGUAUGGAUUGAAAUUUUUUUUUCUGAAUUGUGAUAAAAACUUUUUUCUUGAACCUUUUUCUAAAACCACGCCAUCCUGAUUUCAACGCCUCCACAAUCCUCGUCAUUCAGAAUGCGUCAACACGACCAUAACCCUGACCGGAAAUUCCCAACCAUUUGUUAUCAAUUCUUCGACGACUGACCUCAGUCCCAAAUUCUGCAGGUAUACGGUACGGUUUUGGGCGACAAGUUCCUUUUCUCGCAUUUUCCGAACCCUUGAACAUGUCAGCUUCUAAUCAGUCGUAACUGACGUCUUUUCGAGCUUUUUUUUCCUUAUCAACAAGAUGAUUUAUGGAAUUUUCGGCUGAUAAAACGUUAAGAGAGCUGCUGUUUUUGAGUGAAUUCCUUGAAGAAGUUUUGAUAGGUGCAAAGUUAUCAAAGGGUUUGAAGUAUUCUUUUCAAAACACUUACUAGGGCUACUAAAUGCUUAGAAUAUUUUUUUAUACAGUUAUUCUUAAAAACUAGCGAAAGUAAACGGUGAAGAUCAAAAAAAUUUUUUUCUAUUUUGGAAAAAAACUUACGCCUGACGCGUAUUGGCCGUAAUAUUGCGUCGUUCUGCGCCAAAAUUGUUUUUACCCCAAAAAAAUUUUUCGCGGUAAAUUUUUUUAUCUUUUUGUGUAUUUCUAUGAUUAUUCUAAGAUUUUUUUCUUUCUACAAAUAUAUUUAAACCUCAUAAGAAUUUUCUUGAAGACCUUUUUUCUAUUUAAUUUCAACUCUGAGCGUUUUUCAGUUCAUCGUCGACAAAUACACAAGACCAACAGUUUCCCUUCAAACAGUUUCUCUACAAAAUGAUGACGCGAUUUUCGUCAGUCAACAUUAUAAAAUGGGCGGAUUUUAUUACAAGUAAGUGUAUUUUUACAUAUUCUAACCGAUUUUUAAUUUAUUACAGUUACGGUGGCAGCACCAACCUGACGAGCUUCGAUCUGACUCCAACAAAUUUUAACAUCGAUUUAUAUUUGAAUCAUCGAAAUGCUCAAGAAAGCUUUUCAGUCACCGUUACAGUCAUUGAUGGUUGGUUUACUCGGUUUUUCUUUUAGGAAUUUGUUCUUAUUUUGAUGAGAUGAGUUUACUUUAUUAUCAGUUAGUUCAUCUUCAUGAACCUUAACUUUUUUUUUUUAAAGAACUUUCCUUAUAUUUGGCAUUCUGAGUCGCCCUUUAAGGUUCCUCUCUAGGGAUCGGUUUACCUCCCAUUAUAGGGCCACUAAAGCUUGCAAAAUAGGUCUCUCAAGAGGUUAUAGAUAGUGGCCCCUCUAGGGACAUGCUAGUUGAUCAUUUGCUGUGGUGCUCCUAAGUGGGCUAUAAGCUUUGAGAGUAUCAUACUGAUUUCUCGAGCCAGAAAACCGUUUUUGUGGUUCAUAGAAAAAUUCUCAUUGUUUUUUACCUUAACCUAGUAGGAAAGUCUCUAUAAAAUUUGCUGAAAAAGAAGAGAAAAAUAAAGAUUUUUCCAGUAACACCGAGUAUUUCGAAGCAAUGGUCGGUCGGCAACGACCUGGCCGAAAUUAUCGACGCCGAUCAACUUGUCUCCAACACGACCAUCGUUCUGAGGCCAUACCAGCCCCAGGAUCUGACCGUCCGUUAUAUCGAGUUUUCUGAUUUCGUUAAGGAGAUGGUCCUUCCUUACAUUUAUGUCUACGACGGCGAUACUUUUGUUGGAACGUUAGUGAUUUUUUUUUUCAAGAGUGAAGUUCGGAAAACCUCUUUCUUCAAAAUGAGUUUCAAAUUACUUCACUUUUUCAGAGUCUACGACAUGCUGGCUCUACAGAACAUUUCCCAAGCUAUCACCGGAAGCGCCUUAUCUUUUUUGAAUACCCAACCUUCUUCUGAUUCGAAUUUCGCCCUUCUCGUCUCCGCAGAUUACGGUACUCUUCGAGACCUGAUUUCCCCUUAAGAGGACACUCCAUUGAGGAUCUCCAGGGAUCCAAGGAACCGUCGUUUUGCGGAAAAUGCCCACGACUAACGCCACGGAAACGUAUACGGCUACGAACGGCCAGACGAUUUUCCACGUGAUCAGCGACAAAAACCAGGGGACAACCAUUCCUUCAACCGUGAUCGGCAUCGACUUUGUGAGUAGUGGAAAAAUCACCAAAAGCUCAAAAUUCCAUUUACCGCUUUUCUUAGGAACGCCAAGUUGUCCCUAUAGGGGUAAAAUAUAGGCGGUCCCUAUAGGGGGGCACCUAUAUUCAGGGUUGGACCCCUGAGACCCUAAAGCUCAAGUGGCCCCUUUAGGGAAAAUUAUCGAUGCACUUUUCCUAUAAGAGCCACUAAGUAAAACUCUAUAGGGUCAGGUAAAGUGGUCCCUAGAGGGAAAAAUAAAAAGAAAAUUUUACGGAAAGCUGCAAAGUAUUGAAAAAUCUUCAAAAAUUGAGUUUUUUUCUUGGAGCGCAUUUCCCCGUAGGGGAAGCUUUUCACGUUUUUUUUUCCUUUUCAGAAACGUGACUUUUUAGAACUAGUUUCAUCAUUCAAAUUUUGUUUCUAAUAUACUCUGUUUUUGGCGAUUUGAAAAUGCUGUUUCUCUGCGCUCUCCUGGUCUCUUGUGGACUCUCUCAUGUUGACGUGCUAUUUUUAUGUUUCUCUGACUCUGACCUCGCCGGUGAGAAAACAGAGUGGCGCAGACACUAGAAAGGUCAAGUCGCGACCAGCCGACUGUUGUAGAAGAUUAGCUCCACUGAGAAUGGCUCAAAGCGUCGCGGUCGCGUUGCGGUUGGACUUUUUCGAGCAUUCCGCAGCUUCUAUUCUUUAUUCUUACUAUUUUUUUUUUCAUUUUCCAGAGAGGAGAAGGAGUCCUGACCAUUUACGCCGGCUGUUCUGUGACCGCGACGGACGCCAGAAGAAUCGCCACGAUCACGUUAGUCAGAAGCGAACCGCGACGCGGCCGCAACGCGAUCAGUUUUAUUGCAGCACAGACACCGCCCAGAACUUUGUCCCGCUGAAACUGCACAGCCGCUGCCGAACCCUGAUUCUGAGCCGAGGGAUCGUCAAUCUCCGGACGAUGAGAGCGUGUGAGUCCGCGUCGCGGCUGCUCAUCCGCGCGUCGCGGUUUCCGAUUUUUCAGUUUAUGGAGAUCCCCACGUGAACGUCGGACAACAAGGCGUCAUCAUGUCCAACGAUUUUCCACUUUCCGACCCGGAUUCGGAUAAAACCUCGAAUUAUCUUCUCCAAGCGAUGGGUAGGGUUUUUGGACGUGGAAACGAAGCGCAGAUUAAUGCAUUUCUUAUGGUGUAUACUUCUACCGAAUCUUAGUGAUACUUAGGAACUUUAGAUUGUUCCCUAUAGGGGCAACGCUAGAGGUCCUUGGAGGGUCCCCUUUAGGGAACACUCUACCAACCUCUAAAGGAGCCAUUUAAGCUUGCACCUACAGGGGUUUUAGUUAGUGACCUCUAUGGGGGAUACUAGUCUGCUAUUUUAGGAACUCUAUGAGAAGAAAAAUUUCCAUGGGAACUCACUCAAGAAAUUAGUGUAUUUUGAAUAAAAAAUAUCGAAAGAGGAUGAAUUGAGCAAGUUUGUCUUUUUCAUUUUGUUGUUUUAUUUCUAUUUUUUGAGAGUAUUCCUGAUUUCUUUCUAUACUUCCAGAUAAAAAUUUCCAGUGAAAUGUUCCAACUUUCAAAUUUCAAAAUUCAACAGGACAUUUUUCGAUAAGCUUGUUCGAAAGCGCGUUACAACUUAUUAUAUUCAAAAGCUACAGAAAGUUCAGAUUCCAAAAAUAUGGACAAAAAUUGAUUUUCAAGACUUUAAAUGUUUUUGACUUAAGAUUUUACAUUUUGAAGGUUCGACUUCAGAUUCCCAACUAAUCAACAUCAACUACGAAUUCGCGUCAUUCGAUCCCAGUUCCUUGCUCAAAAUUGACGUCUACAAAAAGAACAACCAGAAAGAUUCUUCGACGUUGGCUCUUCCCUAUUUUCAAAGUCCCAAUCAAUUUUUUCCAGCUACUCCCAAGCUCAAAAGCCUCCAGCUAGUGUAGAUCUCGGACCAAGCUAUCAACAAAUGACAUCUUAUCAAGUUCCGAAAGGAUCUGUCGGCUUUUUGGUCAGGUAUACGAUCGAGAAAGCUACCAAAGGUAAGGAAAAAUGAUAACAAAAAUUCGAAAAAUAUUUUUUGUAGGUUCCUUAACAGCGUCCUUUGGAAUUGUCUUCGUUACGAUGAUAAUCAAGUUGAUAAUUUAA